This is a messenger RNA of Microdochium trichocladiopsis, 1584 nucleotides long. RefSeq lists its product as uncharacterized. Bases 1 to 1584 code for a protein of 527 amino acids. Lineage: Eukaryota; Fungi; Ascomycota; Sordariomycetes; Xylariales; Microdochiaceae. The transcript has a single exon. The record is from RefSeq and is a predicted model, not a curated record.
AUGACGGAGAACCUGUCGAGAUUUCCGACUUCGAAGGGGUGGGAAGAUAUAGCGACGCAGACGCGCAAGGACCGGGAAAUGCCUGGUGUGAACGGCAUCAGCAGCAGCAACAACAACUACAACAACAAUGGACCCAACAGCACCAGUCCCGGAGGAGCAGCUAAUGCAGAAUCACCAUUCUCGGCACAACAACAACAACAACAACAACAACAACAACAACAACAGCAGAAGCAUAGGCUUGGCCCCCUGGUCCGCCUCUGGGGCAUCGGCAAGGACGAGCUUCCUCCCGACUCGGCGACGGCAGACGAGCUGCGGACCUUCCUGGCCGCGAUCCUCAGCGAGGCCGGGCCCUUUAUCGCGUCCGCCACCCCACAGAGCUCGCUCUCCCUGCCGAGCACGGCGUGGAAGCAGGCGCGCGGCCAGAAGAAGCAUCGCGACUCGGCGGCGCCGGUGUCGCGGAGCAGCCGUGUCGUGUCGGGCAAGGAGCUGGAUCGGAUUGUCGGGGAGAAGGCGUUUGUCGUGGGUGCUGAAAACCAGUUCCUGAACGUGCCGGCGCAGCAGGGCGGCUAUGAUGACGGCGAUAUAAGUCCCGGUAAUGUCAGCCUGCGCGAUGGUCACGGGCCGCAGCAGCAGCAGCAGUGGCGACCGCCGACGCAGAAAGCGACGCGGGCACGGCGACAGCGGGACCGGCGGAGUAGCGGAGGUGAGACCUGGUUCUGUCGCCGAAGCGUGCAUGAGGAUUCUGCUCGGCGCGGGACGGCAUCAUGGGAGGAAUUUGACCGGUACCACCGUCGUGAGCAUGCCCAGUCGGAAGUCCGGCUUACGCCUGCUGUCGUCGCGGCGCAUGAGGCAGUGAGCUGGCCUGGCUGCGAAGGGGUAGAGGUCAAUAUGCCGCCUGCGAAUGGCAGUGGAGAGACUCAGGGUGGAGAUGGGCUUGAGACGUGGGAGGGCUUCAGUCUCAGUAUACAAGAGAUGAGACAUAAGGUCGGCAGGCCGUUGCUCAAAGACCGGACGUUUCCUGUGUUGCAGAUGACAUGUCGGAGAGUCUUUGGCCGGGACCCAGGUUCAGGAUUUACGCCAAAUCAACCAGAUGAUCAUGGAAUUAGAGUGGAAGCAGGCGGGUACGUGCGAGAACCGGUCUCCGGAGAAGACCAACAUGAUCAAGUCAACAACGAGGCCAGCGAUGGAGGUGAAGUUGUUGAGCCAGGGGUCGACCCCGCGAAGCCAUCCAGCAAUACGGAAGGCGCAGAAACAUCCGCCACGCGCGCUGCGAAUGGGGAAACCCAGGAAACCCAGUCUGGGGAGGAGUUCCUGGUUGUGAGCAUACCGGUGCCCGACUUUGGCGAGGACAAUAGAAGCAAGCUGGCUCGCGAGGAUGGCGCCCAGGUGGCUAUGUACGUGAGCAUCGAGCGGCUCCGUAAGAUUCCCAAGACUGGUCAGAUCGAAUGGGUCAUGGCGACGGCGAGUGAUGCCGGGGGCGUGCUGCCCAUGUGGGUGCAGACGGCAGCCGUGCCUGGCAUGCUGUGGAAAGACGUGCCGAUGUUCUUCAGUUGGGUGGACAAGCGCCGCCACGCAGAGACUUGA